GAGCAUCAGAAUCUUGCCUAGACUAGAUGUAGAGGUGCGGACGGUACUCCCUUUUGCUCUUAUAUGCGAAUGCUGAACGUUCUAAUAUUUUUACAAAAAAAAUUACACAGGUUACGCUUUACGUUUCAGUUAAAGUCUGGUUGUUUUGACAUGUAGAAUUAAGAAAAAAAAGGGGAGAAUGAAAAUGCUCCGAUUUCGCAGUUCAAGUAUCAAAUCCUUAAACCAGGGGAUUAAAUGUAGCAUCAGGCUGCUGGAUGACUCGGAGAUCUCAUGCACCAUACAGAGAGACACAAAAGGCCAGUACCUCCUGGAUCAUGUCUGCAACCAUUACAGUCUCCUGGAGAAGGAUUAUUUUGGUAUCAGAUAUGUUGACACAGAAAAACAACGGCACUGGCUCGAGCCUAACAAGACUAUUGUGAAGCAAAUGAAAUCUCGUCCACCAUAUACCAUGUGCUUCAGAGUGAAAUUCUAUCCCCACGAGCCCAUGAAGAUAAAAGAAGAGCUUACCAGGUACCUUUUGUAUCUGCAGUUAAAGAGAGACAUAUUCCAUGGACGCUUGCUUUGUUCCUUCUCUGAUGCAGCAUACUUGGGGGCCUGCAUAGUGCAAGAUGAGCUGGGGGAUUAUGAACCUGAUGAACAUCCAGAGGAUUACAUCACAGAGUUCAAGCUGUUCCCCAAACAGACACAAAAACUAGAAAAGAAGAUUGUGGAAAUACAUAAAAAUGAACUCAGAGGCCAGAGUCCAGCACUCGCCGAAUUAAAUCUGCUCCAGAAAGCACAUUCUUUAGAAACCUAUGGGGUCGACCCUCACCCAUGCAAGGAUUUUACUGGAUCUACAGCUUUCUUAGGAUUUACUGCCACAGGUUUUGUGGUUUUCCAGGGGAAUAAGAGGAUUCACCUGUUAAAAUGGGCUGAUGUCAGCAAAUUGAAAUUCGAAGGGAAGACGUUUUAUGUGAUAGGCAUUCAGAAAGAGAAGAAGCUAGUGCUGACAUUCCACAUGUCUUCACCUGCUGCCUGCAAGCAUCUCUGGAAGUGUGGGGUGGAGAACCAGGCUUUCUACAAAUAUGCAAAAUCCAGUCAGAUUAAGACUAUGUCCAGCAGUAAUAUAUUUUUUAAAGGCAGCAGAUUCCGAUACAGUGGAAGAGUUGCAAAAGAGGUCAUUGAAGCCAGCUCUAAAAUCCAGAGAGAUCCCCCAGAGGUGCACAGGUCCACCAUUGGCUACAGUAAAAGUUUUAACUCUCUAAACAAGCAGCUGAUCAUGAACGUGGAGCCCCUGUUACCAGCACUUCCCUCUCCCAGCGAGUCUGAAGAAAUUGCCUUUGAAAAUGGCCUGCAGGCAUUGAAGGAUAUUGUGCACCUGUCCCCAUUAAAGCAGCCCCAGUCACAUGUGGACCCAGGGGAGGUGACUGAAAGCAGAUCUCAGGACACUUUUGGAGAUGAGAUGGUGGGGGUGGCCGCUGAGGACAGGCCAAGUGGGGAGGAGGAGGAGGAGUUGGGGGGGACACUGACCAUCUCUGAGCUGAUGUACAACCCCAGUGCCAGCGUUCUGCCCACCCCAGUGGAGGAUGAGGGUAUCGACCUGCUCUUCAGCAGCCCUGUGAAACCAGGAAAGGAGACAGAGCAUGACAGGGAGUCCUAUGAAGACCUGGAGGCUGACGCGAGUGCCUUCCUCAUGGCGGAAGAAGAGGAGAUGAAGGAGGUGAGGCGGGUACUGAGCCACAGCUACGAGCUGCUGGUGGGCAACAAGCAGGUGAACGCCUGCAUGCGCAGCUUUGUUCGGCUUCUAGCCGUGGGCCUCGGACUGCUGCUGUUCGCCCUGCCCCUCCUCCUGGUGCUCCUGGAGUCUGACAUCGACGUCUCCUUCCUCCAUGAGAUCCGCCAGACCCCAGAGUUUGAGCAGUUCCACUAUGAGUACUACUGCCCCCUCCACCAGUGGGUGGCCUGCACAAUAAACAGCAUCCUGGACAAGCUGGGCAGCUCUUAAGGUUAACAACAGAAGCAUCCAUCUACUGAAUUCUUAAACAUGAAAAAAGGGUUGCUUUCAUUUACCUGUGGGCUUGUUCUAUUUGUAGUAAGGGUGGUAAACCUUGGGAUUUUAUAAGUUAGUGUAUUGCAUUCUUUUUACAGUAGAAGAGCUCAUAAUAUAGGCCACCUCAUUGUCAACCAGAAUUCAUCCAAAAAACAUGUCUUGUAAAGUAUGUUAAUUUCUUUUAGUUGAGUGUAAUCAAAUAAUUUUUUUUUUUUUUUUUUUUUACACAUUAGUUGUGCAUUUAAUUUGAGCAGCCAAAUUAUGGAUAUGCUUUUCUGUUGGCAAGGCACUAAGCUUGGGCACUAUAUGUGAAUCAAAGAUUGUCCAGAGGAGGUUGGCAAAGUUGAGUAUAAUUUAAAAAGAAAUAGAAACAUAGAUGUUGCUAAGCGUGUAGUCAAGGACACACUAGAAGUGUAGGCAUGGAGGGGGUGGAUGAAUGUAACUGAAGUACAAUUAACAAUGGUUGUGUGAAAUUCUGUUGAACAGCUUCAGUUUGAAAAUAACUGUAACUGAAAAUAACUACUUAAAAGAAAGAUAAUAUAAGUCUGAAGAUGAAGAUGCCACUCCAUCCUCAUUUGUAAAGAAGAUAGAUCUAUAAAAUUACAAAGCACAUUUUUUACAAAGGGAGAAAGGGUACAAAGGUUAUAUAUUUCAGGUUGUAAGCAU
This is a messenger RNA of Polyodon spathula (Mississippi paddlefish), 2695 nucleotides long. It is a transcript of the gene frmd3, whose product is annotated as FERM domain containing 3. Gene Ontology annotation, cellular component: cytoskeleton. The coding region runs from base 179 to 1984 and encodes 601 amino acids. Lineage: Eukaryota; Metazoa; Chordata; Actinopteri; Acipenseriformes; Polyodontidae. Gene Ontology annotation, molecular function: cytoskeletal protein binding. The transcript has 14 exons. The record is from RefSeq and is a predicted model, not a curated record.